AUGGCUGAAGACCUUAAUCAUUUUGCUAAAUAUCAAACCUUUUCUUCUUAUUCAACAAUAUUUAACGAGUUUGAUACUCCUUCUAAAACUUAGACUUUAAGAAGAAACCCAUUAGAAUAUUACACAAAGAGAGGUUUAGAUCCACCAAAAACGAGUUAUGGUGAUCCAGCAAAGAUCCUUGAUCAUUAAGAUCCUUAAAAAUAGGAUUAAACUAAAGAAACAACUUCUGUUGGAUCAGUUCAUCAUUUUGCAAAUGAAAUUAAUCGCUUAUGUUUAGAAGUUGGCAAAAUUAUAUUGAAACCUUAAGCAAUCAAAGAUCAAUUAAAUCAUAAAAAGAAAAAAUCCUAAGAAUAAUUCUAAAAUCUUCCAUCUAGUGAUGUCUAAAUUUAGUCUCUUAGAUAAAUUAACUCAUUAAGUGAUUUCAAUUAAUAAGUUCAAUAACAGAACACCUAAUAACCGAUUCAACAUUAAUAAUAAGAUUUACCAGGUAGUGAUUAAUCAGCUAAAACUAAUGGUUUAAAGCAAGACCUCAAAUUAGUGUUAACACCAUAAAAUGAAUAAAUAGAUUCGUUAUAGUAAUAAGUGUAAAUUUCUUAAUAAAGAGAUGAACACUCAUUUCAUACUUAAAAGAAAACAGUUCAACAAUUAUAUUAAAGAAAUAAUAAAUCAGGUAAUUUAAUUUUACAUAAUUUCUAUAGUAUUGUCUGUUGAAGAAUAAUCAAAGAAAAUGAAAUUCAAUUAAAAACCUUAUGUAAGUUCUCUUACUGACUUAGCACAACAUCAGGAUGAGGAAAUAUAGAAGGCAAUUAAAAUUUUGUAAGGAGGAUUUAAAAAACCUUGA
This is a messenger RNA of Paramecium primaurelia, 841 nucleotides long. The record is from the annotation of a GenBank genome assembly. Lineage: Eukaryota; Ciliophora; Oligohymenophorea; Peniculida; Parameciidae.